ACGAUGCUUGAAGCAUUAAAAAAAAAACAUUAAAGCAAGAAGUCUCGCACUGUUACAAAACACAGAACCCAUGUAUUGUACCAUCUUGCAGAAUCGCAGAAAACAUUAGAUAUAGAAGGUCUACCUUAUGGCUAUGUGGAAAUAAUGCACAGCAGGUAGAGACAAACGGCAAUAAAACAUGGAUAAAUGGAAACGAACGUAAAUCGACAUGGAUAAUCGGGAAUAAACGCGUGGACAUGAUGCGUCCUGGUUAAAAGUUGUGGUUUACACGGACGGUGGCUAUUCUGCUCUCUGGUGGGAGAAGUGAUAGUCUUUACCGGGGGAUACCACCGCGGCACAUUAUGUGGCUAUGGUGGAAUCAGUCACUGGCGAGUUGUGGGUGGUGACUAGUCGCCGAUUCGUCUUCGAACGCGAUUUCAGUAUUGCUGAAAAAAAAUCGUUAUACGGACACGUGACAUUCGGCCGUGUGAAAAUAAUAGUUUAAUUGUAUAGUGACUCUGCGAAACGAUCGCGUGCGAGCAAGAGUCCCGGCGAAGCAGUGUUUGCGAAAAUCGGUAUCAAACCGUUUAAUCGGAAGACCAUUGUCAUGGUGGUGAGAUUAGUCUGAGUUAUUAUUUAAUGAAAACAAUUGUCAUUAAAGUUGCUAAAUUUCUAUCUAUUGUUAACUAUUUUUUAGUGUCAUUUCUUUCGACGACGAUAUAAAACUCGUAAUUUCACGAGUGAAAAUUUGACGAAAGUUACUGAGAUACGUAAAUACCUACACUGGGUGAAGUCGAUCUUGAAAUUCGUUACCGAACCGGAAGUAGUUUGCUAUUGAUUGUUAACGUGAAAAAAAGAGGGAAGGAAAAAAUAAUAAUAAGGAAUUGAAUCGGUAACUUUCGUUUCUUGGUAUAACUCGUGAAAAACGCACGCGUCGCCGUUAUCUAAGUUCAACAGAAUUGGGUUAUAGUAAAAAGUGACAUCGGGCGGACUCGAUCGCUCUCAAGGAUCGAAGGAUCGAGUCGCGCCAAUCGUGGGAAACGUGCAGGAUCAAAAGUCUAGUUAAUACGGAUUAGCGUUCUGUAGAGUGGCGGCCGUCGGGUCGGCGCUACCAGGUUGAAUGGUCGAAACCGAUCAGAAGUCAUUGGUACCGAAUCUUGCCGCCCGCUGACAACGGGACCAGCGUGAACCGGGGACAAAAAGAAUCCGUCGCUCGAUACAAAGUUGCCUUAAGUGUCUAAAAAAAAAAAAAAUUCACCAAUAUCGUACCCAGACAAUAAUCCAAAAUCGGUAGUGUCUCGUGAUGCGAUUACAAAGAAGAACAAAAUUUAUAAAUUAAUGUGAGCGCGCAUUGGCGCGCAAAAAAUACCGUCGCGACGUCCUCGUACGAAUCGGCGACACAAAGUGCCAAAGAAGAUCGAACGUGGAAGAAAAAAAAAAGAGUUUAUCGGGAUGUCGAUAUAGGUGAUUGCCUGAAGUAUGGUGAAGUCAAUGUGUUCCGUGAGUAGCUGAGAAAAAGAAAAAAAUAAAAAAAAAGUGGCAAAAGUGUAAUUCACAAAUUUAGUGGAUUAUUUCGGUUCGCAAGAAAACAAAGUCCUAAGGUUCCCAGCAAAAUAGAGUAUCCCGGGAGUAGUGGUAUGUACGGAGGUGGAACCGGUGGUAGCGCUGGUUAUGGUGGAGUCGGUUUGGGUCCUGGACCAGGCCCUUCUCAUUAUGUACCGCCACCAGCACCGGGCCUUGCUUAUCAAUUGGGCCCACCGCCGCCUCCUCCGCCACCUACUGUUGCUGUACCCACAAGCGGAAGUCAGCUACUCUCUUACGCCCCCAAUCUGUCGCCCCAUCAUAUUCAACAGCCGCAGACGGAUUCGCCCCAGAGCAAAAGAAGAAGAUCCGAUGAGGACGACCCAAGCGGGGGGAAAUACAGAAGAAUGGAGGACGAUAAUAUGCAAGACAAGGAAAGGUUCGCAAGCAGGGAGAAUCAUUGUGAAAUCGAGCGACGGCGGAGGAACAAGAUGACCGCGUACAUCACCGAGCUGUCCGACAUGGUGCCAACUUGUUCAGCCCUCGCACGAAAACCGGACAAGCUGACUAUCCUGAGGAUGGCCGUGGCUCACAUGAAGGCCUUGCGCGGUACCGGCAAUACCAGCGCGGACGGUACCUACAAGCCGUCCUUCCUUACCGACCAGGAACUUAAGCACCUCAUCCUCGAGGCUGCCGAUGGCUUUCUCUUCGUCGUCAGCUGCGACACCGGGAGGAUCAUUUAUGUUUCGGACUCGGUGGCGCCUGUUUUGAAUUACUCCCAGAGCGAGUGGUACGGCAGCAGUCUUUACACCCAGGUUCAUCCUGAUGAUACUGAGAAAGUCAGGGAACAGCUGAGUGCAGCCGAGCCCCAGCAUGCUGGCAGAGUUCUGGACCUCAAGACUGGAACCGUCAAGAAGGAGGGUCAUCAAUCAUCCAUGAGACUCUGCAUCGGCGGCAGGAGAGGAUUUAUCUGUCGCAUGAAAGUUGGAAACUUGCAAGCCACUGGAGACAUGGCUGCGGCGCAUGGGCUUCAUCGUAUGAAGCAAAGAAAUUCCCUAGGUCCGCCCGCACGGGACGGACAGAGUUAUGCCGUUGUGCACUGUACGGGUUAUAUAAAAAAUUGGCCACCUACCGGUGAUUUUGUUCCUCCAUGUGUACCAAGUCUGGGUUUAGGUGAUAGAGGACCUGGAGGUGUUCAAGCUGGGCCCGACGGUGUUGUCGGGGAUGACAGUGGCACAACUCAUUGCUGCCUUGUCGCCAUUGGGCGAUUGCAAGUUACUAGUACGCCAAAUACUAGCGAUUUAACGGGAUCCAAUAGCAAUAAUGAAUUUAUCUCUCGUCACUCCUCUGAAGGUAAGUUUACCUUUGUGGACCAAAGGGUAGGCGGAAUUCUAGGGUACACACCUUCGGAACUCCUGGGUCAUGCCUGUUACGAAUUCUUUCAUCCAGAGGAUUUAACCCACAUGAAGGAAAGCUUUGAGCAAGUGUUGAAAAUGAAGGGACAGGUAGUGUCUGUGAUGUAUCGAUUUCGAGCUAAAAGUCGAGAUUGGGUAUGGCUGAGAACCUCGGCCUUUGCAUUUUUAAAUCCGUAUACCGAUGAGGUCGAGUACAUUGUUUGUUCAAAUACGACAGCUAAAUCGCUACAUCCCAGUACCGACGGACAGACAGAGAACGAAACUGUUCCUGGAUACGGACAACCUGGCUUGGAUUAUUCACUUCAGAGACAUCCGGGUAGAGAUCCCAUUUACCCGGCGCAUCAUAUGAUGCAACAUCCGGCGACAGUGGCAACCGCUGGUCCGCAACAAGCGCGACCUUCCAGCGCUCAAAAUGUUUAUCAGGGAUAUGAGACCACGCAGUCUCCUAUUGGAUAUGGCUCGCCUGGACAACAGAGUGCAUCAUCGUCAGUUUUAAAUAGAAUUCCAAAGCCGGCUAACACCUCGCCGACACCUGUGCAACAGGCGUGGAGUAUUGGUCGGCAGCAACCGGUCACUGAGGGAUAUCAGUACAGUCAAUUGAGUCCGUCAAGAUCACCUAGUGGACCCACAUAUACUCAACUUAGUAGCGGAGCCAGAACACCAGCAGCGCAGUACCACGCCGUCACCACAGUCCCGAGUAAUCCAGGUAUGUGGGGAUGGCAAGGACAGCAGCACCAGGCAGCUCAGCAAGAUACUGGACAAUCAAACUCCCAAGUGACCGGUCAGCCGCAGCCGCCCCAUGCUGCACAACCUGGUCCUGGGCCACAACCUCAGGAACUCUCGGAUAUGUUGCAGAUGCUGCAAGACCAGGGUGGCGCGUCUGGUUUCGAGGAGUUAAAUAUGUUCAAUACCACCUUCGAGUAGCACUAGAUCAAAUGCAAUUGACGAAGGUUCUGUACCACGAAUUUACUUUGAGGUUCAUACAGAUACAAGUUUCUUUAUCACGAAUUCUGUAUAAAAGCCCACGAGUAUCGGUCGAGUACACAUAGUGGUAGUCAAAGGCUAAUUUGGACGUAUAAUUGUAAUGUUUUUCAAUUGUCGAACCUUGGAAUGAGGUUUAACAAUAGGCCCCUGCGUAGCUUAAUAUUAUAAGACAAAAUAUGUAUAUGUUCGAUGAGUUGAAGAUUUAUUCGAAGAACAUAUUUGUAAGUCACAAGAUCAUUCGUAGCACUUGAGUUUGCCGAUCAGAUGAUCUUUGUCUCGUUCUAAUCGUAUUUCAGAAUAUCUGGCAAAUCGGGAUAGGGAUAGUCUGAACGAAAAGAAGCAAGGAAGUGCGCGAGACAAGAAAAAAUACAAACAUAUUUUUCAAACUUCCCAAUCACGUUUAACAUAGGUCAUCGAUACUUUUAAUACAAGCUUUUUGAUAGACGUAUAAGAUUUAACUUCGAUAUUUUAAUUUAGGUUUUUGUAAUUAUAAACAGUGCAAUCAUUAAUCAACACUCAACAUAAAAUUGUUCAAACUUGACGAUGUACAAAAUUUAUGUAACUCACUUCGCUUCUACUCGUGCAACACACACACUUUUGGGUAUUCUUAAAAGGAUAGGGAAAACAAAAACAAACAAAAAUAUAGACAAUGUUGCGUCGAAAAACAAUUGUAUUUAUAAGUGAUCACGCGUGACUCGUUGCAUUUGUAUAUGUUUAGCACGUUUUAGAAUGAUAAAAAAACCAUAGCAUAUCAUGAGAAAAUGGAAACACUUUUUCACUAAUAUAUGGGGAAUAUAUAUAUAUAUAUAAAUAUAUAUAUAAAUACAUACGCGUAUAUACAUACAUAUAUGAAUUUUGGGAAUCUAUGAAAAAUUUUAAUCUUCUUUCGAGCAGCAUUUUAGGUACUUAUCCUUUUGUCUUGUCGACAAUAAUAUUUAGCACCUAGAUUUCAGUGAGGUUAUCGAUGUUUGUAUAUACAAUCAGGUAAAAUUACGUGAAAAUACGAGUUUUACCAUUCGAGACCCACUGAGUGAUGUUAUAAUUUUGUAAUUCUUUAUCCAUGACCUAACGUAAUAUUAUUUUCAAAUGCCAGUAAGGAAAUAUUACGAGAAAUGACGAAUAUCACGAAAUUCGAUACAUACUUAGAAAUAUAGUCACUGCCUGUAAUGUUGAAGGAACAAUCUAUGAUUCAAGAGAA
This is a messenger RNA of Cephus cinctus (wheat stem sawfly), 5097 nucleotides long. It is a transcript of the gene tgo, whose product is annotated as aryl hydrocarbon receptor nuclear translocator homolog. The transcript is spliced from 11 exons. The record is from RefSeq and is a predicted model, not a curated record. NCBI's taxonomy places the organism in Eukaryota, Metazoa, Arthropoda, Insecta, Hymenoptera, Cephidae. Gene Ontology annotation, biological process: regulation of transcription by RNA polymerase II. Gene Ontology annotation, molecular function: protein dimerization activity; DNA-binding transcription factor activity, RNA polymerase II-specific; RNA polymerase II cis-regulatory region sequence-specific DNA binding. Bases 1617 to 3839 code for a protein of 740 amino acids. Gene Ontology annotation, cellular component: cytoplasm; aryl hydrocarbon receptor complex; nucleus.